AUGGCUGGAUCUUAUAGAGCUCCCUCUCAGGGUUUGGCUCUACCCGCGGAGAUUCCGCGGGCUACUGUCAUGAUGAUUGGUCGAUUGAGGGUAGUCUUCGGAUCCUUCGCCACGCUCGUGUCGACGCUCACGUCUUGUUAUUUCGCAGCAAGCCAUCAUAAUCACUUCACUCGAAGACACAGACGUCGCAAGAAAGGUGCGAUGCCUCGGUCACAAAUACAGAAGCCAACUUCCCGCUCCAGGCCUGUAUCAUGCCACUUUUGUCGGUCGCGAAAAUUGCGGUGCAGCCGUCAGCUUCCCUGCUCCAAUUGUAUCAGCCGUGGAAUCGACUGCGGGCUGUACUCGCCCCUAGCAUCGAUUGACAAACCUCAGAAUAGCAAUAGCCACGAGACGCCUGAUAUUCUGACACGCCUGAAACGGCUAGAGGAGAUUGUUCUUCCAACAGACCGACAGUCUAGUCGAGCGCAAGACCCCAAGCCAGAUCGUCGUAGGAGUCGACCGCAGUUAGAGCGAAAGGAUAAGCAGGCCGCGGCGGAUGCGAUCUGGCUCGAAGCAGAAUGCGCAAGCCAGGUGUCUUGUAGUUCAAUCCCAACUGACACGACAACUUUUCGAUCAUGUUCGAUGUGGAAUAUAACCAGCGUUAUGACUAUUGGAGGUAGCAGUUCAGGCCACUCGGUCAGAAACUUCUCGAUCCCACUUCACCAAGAGUCCGUGAUCCUGCUUGAAAAAUACUUGCGUGAUAUUACCUACAUCCAUCAUGUUAUUCUCAGAGGUCCACUGCGUACAAUGGUAGACAACAUCUACGGCGACAUUGAGAAACACGCACCCGUAAGCCCGGGCCAGGUGGCACUGCUUUUGAGCAUCCUGUCGAGUGCCAUGUUCACAUGGACUCGCAAGGACUCAGAAAAUGCGCCCUUUGCGACUUCCGAGAAGGUGAACGCAACAUCUUCCGUGUGGGUGAAAGGAACUCUUGAUCUGCUAGAUCACUGUCGUCGCAUAUCCCUUCAAUCUAUCGAGGCAAUUCAGGCAAUGAUCAUACUUUCCUUUGCCAUCACUAAUAUUGAAGGUAUCACUGCUCGAUUCCGUGACCUGUUGUCAACAGCCAUAACAGCAGCGCGAGAACUCUCAUUGCACAAAGUCGACCAUCAACCAGGGAUAGACAGAAGAGAGGAAGCUCCUGCUGACUCUGUUGAAUCUGAAAUGAAGCGACGAGUAUGGUGGUAUCUGGUUGCUACGGAUUGGAUGGCAUCCCAAUUCCCUGGUCCUCAUAGAGGCACCUACAGCAUCAAUCCGCUACAUAUGGUGGUCAGAAAGCCUCGCAAUGUUGACGAUGCAAAACUUAUGGCUGGUUCCCCCAUCAUUGACCGACCGAUGGAGCAACCCACCGAAAUCUCAUACAGCCUUCAGCGUAUCAAGCUAGCGGAGAUUUGUCGCGAAGUCAUAGACUCUUCUUCGAUAACCACAUACAAUGACGGAGACAUGGAGUCUGGGCGGCUUUUGGGCGUGGACCAGAGGAUUGUUACGUUCAUUGAACAACUACCACCUUUCUUCCGCCUGGACGGGGAUGCCCUUGAUGACCUGAUCGCCAAAUAUCCAAACAUUGCAUCGGGCAUUAUGAUCCAGCGAUACAUCAUUAAUUCCUUGGUCCACUCACAACGGUGCCGGCUGCAUCUCCCAUACUUAGCCCGCGGCUUGGUAGAUCCGAUGUAUGCCCCCUCAAGAGAGGCUUGUCUGGAAGCGGCUCGGUGUGUCGUCCAGGCGGAGAGGAUGCUAGCAACCGAAAAUAUCCCUUUCGUGCUUACGAGACUGAAGUUCUCCGGAAUCUUGCAGUGCGUUGGCAUCGCAAUUACGGCCCUUCUCCUGGACAUGUGUCUUUCUCAGGAGCCCAUACUUCGGCAGGAGCGCCGGGCGGAAGUAGUCAAUGCAUGUAGCAUUCUAAAGGACGCCAUAAAAGACUCCCCCGUUGCAAUCAAGCUCCUUGAGUCUUUUCAGCGAGUUGUGCAGAAACAUGAUAUGUCGGUCAGCGAGGUUAUUUCCGAGUCCCUCUGUGCCGACAGCAGCUCAAGCAGCCUUACCGACAUCAUUGUCGACGACCAGGACAGCAUACCAGUCCUUCCCCACCUGGAUGAGAUUUGGCAGAUUUCACAAAUAGAUGCGAAUAUCCAAGCAUUCGAUUGGGAUGCCUUGUUCCUUGAACUUGAUUGUCCAAUGUUGUCGAGCUAA
Molecule: messenger RNA, 2223 nt
Organism: Aspergillus niger
Lineage: Eukaryota; Fungi; Ascomycota; Eurotiomycetes; Eurotiales; Aspergillaceae
Exons: 3
Coding region: 1-2223 (740 amino acids)
Biological process (GO): regulation of DNA-templated transcription; DNA-templated transcription
Molecular function (GO): zinc ion binding; DNA-binding transcription factor activity, RNA polymerase II-specific; DNA binding
Source: RefSeq, a predicted model, not a curated record